Messenger RNA from Andrographis paniculata, 1282 nucleotides. RefSeq lists its product as uncharacterized. Gene Ontology annotation, molecular function: cullin family protein binding; ubiquitin conjugating enzyme binding; ubiquitin-like protein binding. Gene Ontology annotation, biological process: positive regulation of ubiquitin-protein transferase activity; protein neddylation. The transcript is spliced from 10 exons. Lineage: Eukaryota; Viridiplantae; Streptophyta; Magnoliopsida; Lamiales; Acanthaceae. The record is from RefSeq and is a predicted model, not a curated record. Gene Ontology annotation, cellular component: ubiquitin ligase complex. Bases 182 to 889 code for a protein of 235 amino acids.
AUUUGUUCUCCCGACCCUUGGAAACCCGCGUCUUCUAAAUUUCCACCCCCAUACGAUCGCCUAAAGUAUAAAAUUCCCCGCCCGCACCAAGAAACCUCCCCAAAACCAACCCACCGCUCUUCCAAUUUCAAGAAAGGAAAAACAGAAGAAAUCGGGGAUUGAUUGAACGGGGAUAGGUGAGAUGACGCGGGCGUCCAAGAGAAAGUCUGAUAAUCCGACUGCUGGACCGAUGAAGAUAGGCCGCCGGGAUGGUGUUCGUUCUGCAUCAAGUAAAGCUACAACCAAGAUGCAAGAACGCAUUGAUGAACUUUACUUCAAAUAUUGCAACAAAUCGUUAGGCACGAUUGACCCAGAUGGGAUUGAAGUACUAUGUUCUGAUCUAAAGGUGGAGCACACUGAUGUGAGGAUUUUGAUGCUUGCAUGGAAAAUGGAUGCGCGAAGGCAGGGAUAUUUUACUCAGGAUGAGUGGCAAAAAGGCUUAAAAGCUCUUCGAGUUGAUACAAUCGAUAAACUAAGGAAGGCACUGCCAGUAUUGGAGAGAGAGGUCUUGUGUCCAGAGAAUUUUGAAGGAUUUUAUAAAUAUGCAUUCCAGUACUGCCUCACAGAAGAAAAACAGAAGUGUUUGGACAUCGAAAGCACCUGCCUAUUACUAAAUUUGGUUUUAGGGUGCAUGUAUCAACAUCAAGUUGAUUCAUUCACUGAAUUUCUUAAGUCCCAGAAGGACUACAAGGUAAUUAACAUGGAUCAGUGGACAAACUUUCUUCGGUUUUGCCAAGAGAUAAGCUUUCCAGACCUGCGGGAUUAUGACACUUCUGAAGCUUGGCCUUUGCUUCUUGAUAAUUUUGUUGACUGGAUGAAAGAAAACGAAGCUACAGUGACCCCUGCAUGAUUAUGGACUUCAUUCUUUACAAGGUCAGCAUGCGGCUCACAUUUCAAAAAGUUUGGAGACUCCCUGUUAGCUGCAAAGUGUCCCCAAAAAUCCUUAAAUGCUGAACAGGUUUUGAGAGCUCUGCACUAAUUUUUCAAACGCAUCCAAUGGCAUUCUUUCGGAACUGUUAAAGAGUAGAGUUUUUGCUUCCCUUAUGGGCUUCUUAUUUUUCUUUUAUUUGACAAAGGAUAUUGGUCUGGCAUUGUAUCAUGAGAUAAAAGGAGAAAUGUGAAAAGUGGAAGCUGGACAUUUACCUUAUAUUCUGUGAGAUGAUGUUAGUUUAAAAUGAAUUUGCAGAAUUUACAUAUGAAUAUGCCAUUUUGGAAAUUUUUUGGCACAAAUGCCUUGUUUUUU